UUGACAAAAGCGAAGCUGAUUGCGAAAAAUCGAAAACUGUGGAUGGUGAUUUGGAUACCAACAAAUUCUAUCUUAUUUAAGUUUUAAAGAAGUUAACAAAAUAAGCUUUAUGUUUAAAAUGAUUAUUACUUUUCAUAGAGCGUGGGAAUAUUAGUUAUAAUGCAAAUAGUCUAAACGUUUUUUUUUGUAUUUUUAAAGAAUCUUUCUUUAGUUUUUAUAACCUUUCCUGGAAAUUUUUGUGCGAUUUAUUACCGGUUAUAACUUACGAGUUAAAUUUACGUGUUUCUUCCUCGGAAUUGUGGUUUUCGUAAUAAGGACUUGUGUUUAAAAUGUCCAAGGAGGAGUCAAAAAAGGGAUCUUCUGAAGGAGAGGAUAUUCCAAGUGAUUUUUUCGAUGAUUUCAAUAAAGAGGACUUUAUUGAUGGUCUUAGUGUGAUCGAUAGUUGGAACAACGAGGAGAAGCGUCGGUCUAGAGGACGCAUCGACGAAGACGCAGUCAACAGUGUCAAUGAUUUGCGUGAACUGAUCAUAAAAGAAGAAAAAUAUGCAAAGCGUAGAUCCACAGAUAGUCCGUAUGAAAACAAACAUUUAGAUGACUAUAUUAGACCAGGAAGCCGUCGAGAUCCUAGUAAAACUCAAGAAGCAAUACGGAGGGAUAAAGAAGUUAAGGUUAAGGAAUUUCUUGCCAAACAUCUAGAAUCUACUGAUGACUUGCGGCCUCCUGGAACUGAAUUAGAUGACUACUAUGAUGAAACCAUCAGCGAGAAGAGGAAACUAGAAGAAAAAUUUGAUAUGAAGAAGCGUAUAAGAGAACGUUUCGAAUUUGAUGAAGAUUUACAUAGAGAUUUUAGGGAACGGCAUGCUUUUGAUGAAGAAAAACAUCGCAGUAUAAGAGAACGACAUGAUUCUGAUGAAGAUCAACACCGUGGUAUCAGGGACCGUCAUGAUUAUGAUGAAAGCAAAAAUAGAUAUUCUUAUAGGAAUCAGGAAGACUAUCCACUAAAACGUCGGCGGGAAUCUCCUCGAUUUCGUCGUGAACCUCCAUUUAGGGUACCUUAUGAUUCAUCUCAGAACCGGCACUACAGACAAUCACCAGUAAGGCACCGACGAGAAUCUCCACCAAGGCGUUAUGAUUCACGAUUAAGAGGCCAGGAACCAUUACCACAAAGGCCACACCGUUACCGCAGUCCAAGAUUAAGCCCAAGACGUCCUGCACAUGGACCUCGUUGGAGUCCACGUCACAGCCCACAGCGAAUGAGAAGACAUCGGAACACUCCAGAGCUUCGAAGGGAGCGCCGAUCGCGGUCGCCAUACAAGAGGACGUACACUUCAACAAGAUCUCGCUCCACAUCGAAAAGUCGCAAAGAAAAGGAUGAUUUUCUGUACCCUGAUAAAUACAGCAAACCUUCGACAAAUUUGCCUCUGCCAGUUGAACCACAGUAUAUGCCGCCUGUGAGUAAUGAGUAUGGAGGUCCAUCGUACCAAUAUACACAGGCACCAGCAUAUACUGGGUAUAAUGAGCAAUACUAUCCCCCACAACCCAACCCCCAACCAACACUCAUGCCUCAACCAAUUCCCGCUCAAAAUAUCAUGGCACCUCCUCUAAAUCCACCUAUGCCACCUUCUAUGAAUCCACCGAUGGUUCCUGCGCCCUGUAUGGUGCCUGCACCACCCCAAUCCACACCAUCAAUACCUAUCAAUCCUAUAGCUUCACAAAUUCUCGAAACAACGCCGGCAUCACCCUACGACGCAUUAGCAAAAUUGGUUGCUGAUGGAAAACUUUCUCAUGAAGAUUAUUUGAAGCUGGCACCUAAUAAGGGUGUUACUCCAAACAUGGAUCCUAAGGCUAGGGUUUCUGUGCUGAAUCGCUGUAAUGUAGCUUUGUCCCAACUUGGUAACUUGUCAUUACCCAACCGUUUAUUGAUAAACAACUUGUAUGUUGGUCAAGAUCAAAAAUCCAUAGCACCAAUGUUUUGCUCCCCUUUGAAGAGACAAUCAGCAGUGGAGUUCUAUUUUUCGAAGACAGAAAAAUCGAUCGUCGCCCAGCGGAACAAGCAGAUCAUCGAGUCUAUCAUCUGUGCAUUAUCGUUAGAUAAAGUCGUGUCAAGACCGAAGAAGAAGGUGCAGAGGGAUGUCAAAGAAGCUUCAGUGCAAACAUUUAAACCGGUGUGUGAAGUGUGUGAAAUUCGUGAGACUGCUAAGUUCUGUGAUGCCAGUACAUCCACCGAUCCAGAAUACCUCCGUUCGUCGGUGCACACCCAGGUGAUUGAGGAAGAUCUGUACAGCUCUAAAUCGGUAUUCAACCCCAGUGGCAGUAGCAGCAGUAGUGCACCCAUGUCUAUAGCACAUCUUACGCCGGCUCAACUCGUCUCCCAACUCGCAGCCCGGGCAAAGACCCUGAAGCAACCUGAACAAUCACAAUCAAGUCCAAGAGGUAACAGACCUAAUUUUGAUUUUGACUACAACCGAAGAGGAGGUAAUCAAUUCCAAAAUCCUAAUUAUAAUAAUUACAGAUAUUAAAUAAAGCAAACUUUAUAAAGUAUGGUUGAAUAUGUUAGUAAUUUUUGCUAUUAUUAUGCUAAAUAUUUUCUAAUUACUUUGGGUAUAUUUUACUAAAACUGUUAAAAUUAUGGUGGCAUUUAUGACCUUUCUUGCAUAUCUGAUAGCAGUUACAACUAUCAGGUGUAUGUUUGAUGCACAUACCUGUGUUAACAGUUACAUGGAAAUGUCCAUUAUUUAGGAUAAAUCGUUUUUUGGGCGUGCAGCCAAUCGUUCUUUGUUUAUUUUUAAAUAAACAUUGAAAUAUGUAAUUGUUAACACACAGUUCCGGACGCUUAGACAAGAAAUUCUGUAAAUAAAAGGAAGUUUCUUUUUAUGCAUCUUAGGAACUUGUUUUAAACUUGUGAUAUUUUAUGAAGGCACUUUUAAUGUAAUAGAUUAGUAAUUUUUGUUUUUACGUUAUGUAGUGAUGUAUGCCAGCAUUUUUAUAAGUUCUACUAUUUGAUUUAUCUAUGAAUAGUGUCAAAUACCAUGUUGUUGUAAAAUAUUAUAGAGUGAGGUCUGUUAUUUUUGUUAUAUACAAAUAUAAGAUCUCUUUGAGUGUGUUUUAUUAUUAAAGCGUGCUACCUUUUAUUACCAUUGUGGAAAAAAGAUUAAAGUUGUAGACGAGCAACUAAUUUCAAAAAAGAAGCUAAAACGGCGUAACAGUUAUUCCUCAAGAAAAAUGGUGACUGGAUCAACAUAAAGCUGUUUGCAAACUGUGGAGGACUUUGCGGCCUCUCAAAUGGAUAUUCGCACACAACGGAGCCUUACUUCUGCAGACACGAAUACUGUAAAAAAUAUUGCUAGACUAAGUGUAUAAUAAUUCUUAAUAGUUUGGUUAAACAGUAAAUCAACAUACAGCUGUUGCUGGACACUACUGGGAAGUAUAUUAUAUAUACAAUAAAUGUUAUUUACGAAAC
Molecule: messenger RNA, 3460 nt
Organism: Zerene cesonia (dogface butterfly)
Lineage: Eukaryota; Metazoa; Arthropoda; Insecta; Lepidoptera; Pieridae
Exons: 4
Coding region: 330-2519 (729 amino acids)
Source: RefSeq, a predicted model, not a curated record